UGUAAGUCCGUUACAAAUAAAUUUACCUCACUUUUCCUUCGUGUAAAUUAUAUUUUCUUGGUAAAAACUUAUAGACUGUAAUUUAGGAUUUUAUUUCUAACGUAUAAAAGUAUUACCCAUAAUAAAUUGUAUAAAAAAAAAUGAUUUUAAUGUUUUACUCAGAAAUAUUGUAUUCUUUUUCCUCAAAACCGCUUCGCUAAAUUACAUGUUUUUUCUUGUGUGUGUGAAAAAAAUUGUAGAAUAAAGUAAUAAAGAUAUUAAAUAAUAGACUCGGAAAAAAAUUGCUUUAAAAACUUAAAAGUAAAACAAAAAUACAAAAGUGAAUAAUAAAAAAAAACUUUUACAUUUAGUUAUAAAAGAAAUACUCCUCACUAUGCAUUAUAAGCUCACAAUAAAUAGAGUUGCUGCAAUUCUGAGAUUCGAUGGGAUUUGGCCUGUAGAAACGACGAUUACAAGUUUUAGAUUUUUAAAUUCAAUUUUCCGUUUGUUCAACCUCACCAUAAUUGUGUUAUUAACAUUGAUUAUGUCAGCCGAUGCAAUCGCUAACAUCAAUGAGAUAUCACUUAUUACAGAUAAUUUAUGUUUCUUGAUCGGAUGUUUCGAAGCAUUAGCGAAGGGAUUUAAAUUUUGCAUUGAAUAUAAAAAUAUCAAGAAACUUAUAAACGAUAUUUAUGAACCGAUAGAUAUAAUUAAGAAAAAAAACAAUGCUCAAGUUAUGGAAUGGAUUACUGAGAUAGCGGAUUUUGAAAAUCGACAAUUUUUGACAAUCUUUGGAAUAGUUAUAUUAUUAGUAUUAGCACGAAUUUUUAGUGCUGACAUUAAAAACCGAGAAUUUCCAGUACGUAUUUUUGUUCCGUUUGAUGCAUCAGAGUCACCUUAUUAUCAUUUAAUGUAUGUCGCAAUAUCUUAUGGUAUUUUACUUGUCGACUACUCACUUUUCGGAGUUGAUAUCAUGGUCAUUGUAAUAAUGAGAUAUCUGACUGUCCAAUUAGAAAUAUUAAAAGUAAAUUGCAGAUAUUGUCGCAGUGAUUCUACUAAACGUGCUAUCAAUUUGUCAUCAGAUAAGAAUUCAACAAUAUUUAAACGUAGUGCAAUAACCAACGCUUUUGACGAUGACGAUAGUAAUGAAGCCAACGGAAUAAAUGAAUUCGUAAAGUUUGAAGCGCAAGAGAAGAAUGUGUACGACGAAGAUACCUUUGAUUGGAGGUUUAAACACUGCAUUACACAACAUCAGAAGAUAAUUGAUAUGUUAGAUGUAGCCAACGAGUGCUUCAGUUUUUGUGUAGUUGUUCAAAUUAUGGCCAGCACUGUAUUAGUAUGUUUGAAUGGAUUUCAAAUAAUUUUAAGUUAUGAUAAUUUUCAUCUGCUACUAAGAAGAAUUUUGGCAAUCAUAGUCGUUCUACUUCAACUCCUUGUUUGGUGCUGGUAUGGAAACAAUUUGAGCGCAGCAGCAGAGUCAUUAACAAUUAAUCUGUGGAUGUGCGGUUGGGAAAAUGAACACAAGCAUGGAAUACGUAAUACAGUAUCAAUACCAAUGAUACUGUCGUUACAGUCAUUAGAACUCCGUGCAGUUGGUGUUGUUCCUUUGUCACUACAAACAUUUGUUUCUGCAAUUAAAACGUCAUACUCAGUAUUAGUACUACUACUUACGGUUGCCAAGGAUCAGUAAUCUAUUCCUUCAUACUUCAUACACAAACGUGACACUAAAAACAGAUUAGGUGAUGUAUGAAAGUAAUUGUACACCUCGAACGAAGCCGGAAGGUUGGAUUUUACUAUUGAUUUGUCAAGAUUCAGUGAAUUAUAUUAAAUUAUGUUUGUUAUUUUUAUGCUGCCCUAACACGUUAUUAAAUGCACAUAAAUGUUAAAAUGAAAUACUAAUGAACAAGCUCGUUGCUUUUAUUGAGUAGUGCAAUACGUAUUAUUAAA
Microplitis mediator is the source of this 1926-nucleotide messenger RNA. RefSeq names its product odorant receptor 13a-like. Gene Ontology annotation, cellular component: plasma membrane. Gene Ontology annotation, molecular function: odorant binding; olfactory receptor activity. The record is from RefSeq and is a predicted model, not a curated record. The coding region runs from base 374 to 1669 and encodes 431 amino acids. The transcript has 6 exons. Gene Ontology annotation, biological process: sensory perception of smell; detection of chemical stimulus involved in sensory perception of smell. Lineage: Eukaryota; Metazoa; Arthropoda; Insecta; Hymenoptera; Braconidae.